AUGUCCGAACAAGCAGCCCAACAAGUUCAAGAAGACCCCUCCUCUAGCAACCUCUUAGACUUGGGGGAGAAAUUGAUUAAUGAAAAUAAUCUCCAGGCUGGUGCCGAAGCGUUGUUUCAUGCCGAAAGCAAGGAGCAAGAAAUGGGCAACCAGAACUCCGAUGUCCAACUGCGUAUUUCUGAGCUCAUUGGGCAAUUGACCCCGAUGUUGGUGGGAAGCAAUGCCUCUUCUGACGGGUCCAACGAUAAGGGCUUGCCACAGGAGUUGGUCUCUGGGUUGAUGGGUAGCAACAGCCGCAUAAGCCAAUUGAAGAUGUUGGCCACCGUUGCCAGCCUUACCGGAGGCUCCGGUGGUGGUCUUGGCGAAUUAGUUUCUAUUGCUAGUUUAGCUGGUGGAAGCAGCGGUGGGUUGAACGUGGCUUCCUUGGCUUCUAAGUUUUUGACUUAG
Molecule: messenger RNA, 447 nt
Organism: Babjeviella inositovora NRRL Y-12698
Lineage: Eukaryota; Fungi; Ascomycota; Pichiomycetes; Serinales
Exons: 1
Coding region: 1-447 (148 amino acids)
Source: RefSeq, a predicted model, not a curated record